CUCGAUUUUGUGAACUCUUUAUCGCUAUCACCGACCUGGAUUCACUACACUGUAACCCUAAUAUGACCGGCGACGACUUACUUCACAGCCAAUCAUUGCCAGAAGAUCUAAUCCUUGAGACACUUUUAAGGCUUCCGGUGAGAUCUCUCCUGCAAUUGAAGUGCGUGUGCAAAUUAUGGAAAACCCUAAUCUCAGAUUCUGAAUUUGCAAAGCGACACCUUCAGAGGUUAACCAUGGAUCCAAGCAUAACCAACCCACAGUUUAUCAUUGGCCGGGGAGACGCCAAAGUUACUUCUUUCCCUGUAAAGCCGUUGUUGGAAAACCCAUCAGAACCUACUGAAGCUGUUGAGUUCAGCAUGGAACAUAGGUUCAGUAUUCUUGGUUCAUGCAAUGGGUUAGUGUGUCUGCUGGAUAUCGACCAAGGUUAUGUCAGAUUGUGGAACCCUUCAACCAGAUUCAAAUCCAAAGAAUCUCCAUCUCUUGGUUCAUUAUUUUAUCAUUGGGCCGUCACAAGUUAUGGCUUUGGCUAUGACCAUGUUAAUGACAAGUACAAGGUGCUACUAGAUGUUCAUUCUCAUUCUCUCGUUAGAAGUGGUUGCAGUGAAAAUGUGAUACUAUAUACUUUUGGUGAAAAUUCUUGGACAAGUGUCCAGAAUUUCCCUUUUCCUAUUCCUACCACUAGUUUCCAAGGAAAAUUUGUAAGUGGCACUCUAAAUUGGGUAGUUGUUCGAGAAGAUGGUGAUUAUAGCCGAACUACGAUUCUUUCCUUUGAUCUUGGGAAGGAGACUUACAGCGAAAUAUUACUGCCUCAAAAUCAAAAAUAUGAUAGUUACAGGGAUUCCAAACCUAACCUUGGUGUUUUGCAUAAUUGUCUUUGCCUGUCUUUUGACAUUGAUACUCAUUUGGUUUUGUGGUUGAUGAAAGAAUAUGGAGUUGCUGAGUCAUGGACUAGACUGAUGAUGAUCCCUGCAGAGCAUUUAUGGAAAGGUGUAGACCAAGGGCCAUAUUGUGUCGUUGAACCCUUGUUCAUUUUUGGAAAUAGUAUUGUUCUGCUGAAAACGGUUGACCGAAUUUUCCUGUAUAAUUUCAAUAGUGGUAGGAUAGAUAUUCCUUUGAUUUCCACCUCGAUUGGGCUGAAACAACAUCUUCACCUUGAGACUCUUGUAUCGCCGCAAUUGUAAACAUACAUUUGUGGAGUAGAGUUUUCUAGGUUUUGCUUACAUUUCUUUAUAGUUCCUCUUAUAUGAAUUUUGUUGCAACUCUCUUUACACAUAAUGGUUUUGUCAUAACUUGUUUGGUAUUUUGCUGGUAUACAUCAAUGAGCCUACUGACUA
This is a messenger RNA of Lathyrus oleraceus (garden pea), 1334 nucleotides long. Its product is annotated as F-box/kelch-repeat protein At3g23880-like. The transcript has a single exon. The record is from RefSeq and is a predicted model, not a curated record. Gene Ontology annotation, molecular function: protein binding. NCBI's taxonomy places the organism in Eukaryota, Viridiplantae, Streptophyta, Magnoliopsida, Fabales, Fabaceae. The coding region runs from base 63 to 1181 and encodes 372 amino acids.